This is a messenger RNA of Cucurbita maxima (winter squash), 1398 nucleotides long. Its product is annotated as transmembrane protein 33 homolog. Bases 116 to 1153 code for a protein of 345 amino acids. Gene Ontology annotation, cellular component: membrane; endoplasmic reticulum. Lineage: Eukaryota; Viridiplantae; Streptophyta; Magnoliopsida; Cucurbitales; Cucurbitaceae. Gene Ontology annotation, biological process: membrane organization; endoplasmic reticulum tubular network organization. The transcript is spliced from 9 exons. The record is from RefSeq and is a predicted model, not a curated record.
CACAAGUUGAGAGUAAAUCGUCACAUAAUUUCUCUCUACUUUCUCGCUGGGAGAAAUAUUGUUUCCACAAAAGAACUGAAAUCAUCCAGAUAGUGAAGGGGAGAGAGAGCUCAGAAUGGGAGAAGAACGAGCGGAUUCACAGAGGCUGAAGAGAGCAGCAGCGGCAGCUUACGACUACGAGAACGAUCCCAGAUGGGCUGAUUACUGGUCUAACGUUCUGAUCCCUCCUCACAUGUCUUCCCGCCCCGAUGUUGUUGACCACUACAAACGCAAGUUCUACCAGCGCUACAUCGACCCUGAAUUCGUGGUAGAGGCCAUGUCUUCUAGUAGUUCUACUCAGUCAUCCCGACCUUCAGCAACAUCUUCUGCAGUACCCCCUCCUACUAAUGAUCGAAGCCAACCGCGAAGUUCAGGAUCAACGACUCGGACUUCAGGUACAUCUGCAAGUGCAGAUCCUAAUCCAACCCCGUUACGCUGGGAUCGACAAACAAUCCAGUUUUCUGUCAACGCAUGGGUGUUCAUUGUGGCAGUGCUGGCAAUUUUCCCCCUAAUUCCCAAAAAUCUUUCACAGAGGGCAUAUAGGCUUUCUUUUAUGGGCACAGCUUGUUCUUCUUUAUAUUCUUUGUACUCAUUGUAUGGGAAGCCCAGGGCAUGGAAUUUGCAAUCAUUGCAAGCUUAUUUCCAGUCCAUAAUUGCAACAAAAGAUUUCAUUUCCUUCACUUACUGUAUCACCUUUGUGACUUCAAAUAUUUGUCUCAAAUUUGCUUUAAUUCCUAUCCUGUGUCGGGCUGUUGAACAUGUUGCAAAGUUUCUUAGGCGUAAUUUUGCACGUUCGUCCUUAUACAGGAAAUAUAUGGAAGAGCCUUGCGUAUGGGUGGAGUCAAAUUCCACUACUCUUAGCAUCCUAUCUUCGCAGGCUGAGAUUGGACUUGGAUUCAUUUUAAUCAUCUCUUUGCUCUCGUGGCAACGUAACUUCUUACAUACAUUCAUGUACUGGCAGCUGCUAAAGCUCAUGUAUCAUGCUCCUGUCACUUCUGGGUAUCAUCGAAGUGCCUGGGCCAACAUUGCGAGUAUCAUUUCUCCGCUGAUCUACCGCUAUACUCCGUUCCUUAAUACUCCUCUUUCAAUGGCGCAAAGAUGGUGGUUCAGGUAGAAGCUAAUAAUAGAGGAAGAAGAUGUAUCAAAAUUUAUAGACUAAUCCCAGUAGUGACUGUCCUCCCACUUUUUGAAGCUGAAAAUUGGUGUCACCAUGUCUUGAAAAGCAACUUCUUAGAUUCUCACUUGGGUCUGUGGAACAAGUUUGGCUUCCAAAUUCAACUCUUCUUUUGUUCUUUGUUUUCACUAUUGAUAAAAUACACCUUAGGAGAUUAUGUUUGAAAUGUGAAUUAAAGUUUUCUU